Molecule: messenger RNA, 835 nt
Organism: Thamnophis sirtalis
Lineage: Eukaryota; Metazoa; Chordata; Lepidosauria; Squamata; Natricidae
Source: RefSeq, a predicted model, not a curated record
AUGUGGGCAGAAUCCUUACGAAAUGUCCCUCUUGUGAGUCACGCUCCUCGCUCAUCCCCAGCCGAGUUCAGCGGCUCCAACCAACGGUUGUUGCGGGAACGGAAAACCUCGGCUCCUUCGCACUCCAGCCAGCCCACCCUCUUCACGUUCGAGUCGCCUUCCAAUCACAUCCGGAGCACCCUCUCCACCAGUGCCCCCCAAGACUAUCUCUUUCUACACCAGUGCAUGAGCCAGAAAUCGGAAAAUACAAGGAGCGCCAGCUUCUCGCAAGCCACCCGCUUCUUCAUGCGGAGCGACCCGUCGGUUCAGAAAUUGUCUCAGGAGAACGGGCAUUGCGUCAACGGGCUAGGCGGGCAGCUCCACGGUUUCUACAGCUUGCCCAAACCCAACCGGCACAACUCGGAGCUCCGGGACAGCGCUUACGACUUGCCCAGGAGCUUCGGCUGCUACGCCCACACCAAAGCCAGCCUCACCGGCUCGGAGACAUCGGAUAGCGAGGAGGUCUACACCUUCAAGACCCCCAACAGCACGCUUUGCAAAGAUUUCGGGGACCUUUCCACAGAUUCCUACGACGUGCCAGGCACCCCUCUGUCCAUUUACCAGAUCCCGAGGACCUUCACGCUGGACAAAAACCAUAAUGCCUUGGCGGUGGCUUCGAGCGACGCGGUGGCGACGCCUCCUCCCAGACCUCCCAAGCCGGGCCAGGCGGAAUCCCGCUGGGGCAGCCCCCAACAACGCCUGGUGGACAGCGAAGGCCUCAGCAUGAGUCCGACCGUCACCACCAUUCCCCGAAGGAACACCCUGCCGGCGGUGGAGAACUGCAGGUUACACCGAG